CCGGUUGGCAGUAAAAGGUUAGCUGAAAGUAGUGUCCGGGAUUUGCUGAAGAAGCAAACCAGAGAGAGCUCAAAAAUCUGGUGAGGGAGAAGAGCAGUGUAGUUGGGUUAAAAGCUGAAAAUUAUAUGGGGAGGAUUUACGUGGUGGAAUUGGAAGGCAGAAGUUACAGAUGCCGGUUCUGUGAUGUCCCUCUUGCUCUCGCCGAUGAUGUGCUCUCUCGGUCCUUCAACUGCCGUCAAGGGAGUGCAUAUCUGUUCAGCAAUGUGGUGAAUGUAAUGCUUGGUCCUGAGGAAGAGAGGGUAAUGAUUUCUGGUUUGCAUACUGUAGAAGAUAUUUUUUGUGUCUGCUGUGGACAGAUUCUUGGCUGGAGAUAUGUAAUUGCACAUGACAAAAACCAAAAGUACAAGGAAGGAAAGUUUGUGCUAGAGAGAUGGAGGAUAGAGGAGGAUGUAGCGGAGGAAUUCAGUCUGGACUCCCGCCCCGGUUCAAGUGAUGCAGACUUUUGAUCAAGUUCUGCUUUCACUUAAUAAAAUGCAACAAAGCUCUCGUGGUUUAUAAUAAUCAUGUAUGCGAUUUCAUGAGAUAGUAAAAGAUGAUUGAAGAUGUCCAAUCUAUUUAAGGAUUUCUGCAGUGUAUAUAUAUGUUGGAUAAUCUCUCUACCGGAAGUUUAUAUUAUAUAUUUACUUGGAGCUGUCAUGUGUUUACUCGUUCUUAGAUUCACCAGGAUGCUUUAUAAUAAAACAAUGUGACCCAUUAGCCUAAUACAAUUAAGGCUUCUAGUAGUCAGUUCCAUGCUAGAGGGCGUGGUUGGUUGGUCUAGUGCGGCUAUGGGCUUGUAUUGUUCUACUCAUAUAUUGUGAAUUGUCCUUCGAUUAAUGUAAGUAUUCUAGUUUGUGGUAAUAAAUAAGAAGUUCGGUUGAUG
Fragaria vesca subsp. vesca is the source of this 922-nucleotide messenger RNA. Its product is annotated as protein yippee-like At5g53940-like. Bases 126 to 506 code for a protein of 126 amino acids. Gene Ontology annotation, cellular component: ubiquitin ligase complex. The record is from RefSeq and is a predicted model, not a curated record. Lineage: Eukaryota; Viridiplantae; Streptophyta; Magnoliopsida; Rosales; Rosaceae. The transcript has 5 exons.